Drosophila ananassae is the source of this 1468-nucleotide messenger RNA. Its product is annotated as dnaJ homolog subfamily C member 25 homolog. NCBI's taxonomy places the organism in Eukaryota, Metazoa, Arthropoda, Insecta, Diptera, Drosophilidae. The record is from RefSeq and is a predicted model, not a curated record. The coding region runs from base 144 to 1136 and encodes 330 amino acids. Gene Ontology annotation, biological process: protein folding. The transcript has a single exon. Gene Ontology annotation, cellular component: endoplasmic reticulum membrane.
UAUUAUCAACAACCCUAUUGACGAGCGGCCAACUCUGCAGCCGGACAGGCAGACAGACUUCCAGCGCCAACGCGACCGCCACCAGUUGCACAAGGUUCAGCUCAGAGUGCUCCCCCACCCCCCCACAGAUCCCACAGAGAAAGAUGCAGAAGCUGCUGCUGGUGCUCCUCCUGCUGCCCGGCGUGGCGCUGGGAUUACUGGAGGGUCUUUACUGCGGCAAGGAGAACUGCUACGAUGUCCUGGGCAUGACUCGUGAGUCCUCCAAGUCGGAGAUCGGCAAGGCCUACCGACAGCUGGCCCGGAAAUACCAUCCCGAUUUACAUCGCGGCGCCGAGGCGAAGGCGGCUGCCGAGAUCCAGUUCAAGCUGGUGGCCACUGCGUACGAGAUCCUGCGCGAUGAGGAGUCUCGAACGGACUACGACUACAUGCUGGACAACCCGGAUGCGUACUAUGCUCACUACUACCGCUACUACAGGCGCCGCGUGGCUCCCAAGGUGGAUGUGCGCGUGGUGAUCGUGGUGGUGUUGACUAUUGUCUCGGUGAUCCAGUACUACUCCGGCUGGCAGCGCUACGACUCGGCCAUUAAAUACUUUGCGACGGUGCCAAAGUAUCGGAACCAGGCCCUGGACAUCGCCCGGGACGAGAUCCAGGAGCGGAUCCAGAAGAAGGGAAAGAACAAAAUGUCGAAGGUGGAUCAGCGCGAGGAGCUGGAGCGGAUUGUGCGGCGAGUGAUCGCCGAGAAGAUGGACGUGAAGGGUGGCUACGCCAAGCCGACGCUGUGGGACGUGCUCUGGGUGCAGUUGCUCAUCUGCCCGUACACCCUGCUGUCGUUUAUAGCGUGGCAUGCCCAGUGGUUCUGGCGCUACACGGUGAUGAAGCAGCCCUAUGGCCGGGAACAGAAGCUCUAUCUGAUCCGUCGGCAUUUGGGAAUGGGACAGCAUCAGUUUGAGGCGCAGGAGGAGAAACAGCUGGAGGAGUACCUGCAUCUGGAGCUGUGGAAGCGGGAGAACUUUGCCGCCUGGAAGGCCGAGCAGGACGAGGAGAUGAAGAAGAAGUUGGCCGAGAAUCCGCGCUACAAGGCCUACCGUCGCUACAUGAAGAACCACGGCCCUGGCCGCAUCACCUUCGAGGAUUAGACGUCCUACUCCACCCCCGUACCAUUUAAAGAUUUUGAUGAAUUUGAUUUUUUUUUUGUUUCCAUCCCGAACCCUCACCCGACCCGAAGAAGCGUUGACCUCGCCGUAGUUCUCCCAGCUCCAGUUAGUUGUCCGGUUCGGCAAAACCGGUUCGAGAACGUGGCCACAGAAUCGAAGAAGCCGGUGGCCGAUGGCUGGUGCCCAGUACAGUGGCCACCGGCUACGACGCACUCACCCUAGAACAAUUGCCCGUCCCCCCCCAGUUCCAUAUAUAAGAGAGAGAAACUUGAUACUUGACUAACCCGAGCAUCCAAUAAACUAGCUAGAAUUUA